AGUUGAUUCAGUUGUGAUCGAGAUCGGAGGAGAAAAGAACAAUGCGGAUGAAGGAGAUGCAUCCGCUAUGUUGUAUAUCAUUGGAGAGUCCAGGCAUCGGCGACCAGUCACCGGAGAUUUCGUUGACUCGAUCUCGGAGCAUGCCGGCGGAGGCUUUAUCCGGAUCUGAAACUGGCAAUGCGGCGAGGUUGACGACGGGAGGGUCCGAAGGUACUGUCGCUGGAAUUCUCUACAAGUGGACUAAUUAUGGGAAAGGAUGGAGAUCCAGGUGGUUUUUGCUUCGUAAUGGAAUGCUGUCUUACUCGAAAAUUCGCCGGUCGGAGAGUCUAAACAUCCCCUCCCCCGAUGAAGUCAGUUGGAUCGGUGAUAUAUCGACCAAUCGGCUUUCGAGGACCGACAGUUGUAGCGGUAGACGGAGGAACCAGAAAACCGUCGGCAUUGUUCAUUUGAAGCAGAUUUCAUCAUUCCGGGAGAGCAAAUCUGAUGAUAGACGGUUUUACAUUUUUACUGCUACAAAGACCCUUCAUUUGAGAACUGAUUCAAAGAAAGAUCGGGUUGCUUGGAUACAAGCUUUGAUAUCAACCAGGAGCAUCCUUCCGCUGAGACCAUUAAAUUAUAAUCUCAACCUUGUACCCCAUGAUUUGUCUAUGUCAACUGAUAGACUCAAGAAACGGUUGCAUGAGGAGGGCAUCAGUGAUAACCUUGUGAAGGAUUGUGAGAAGAUAAUGCUCUCAGAGUUCUCGGAGGUACAAGGGCAGCUUAAAGUUCUUUAUGAAGAAAGAUCUAAUUUGCUCGACACAUUAAGGCAAUUAGAGGCAGCUAAUAUUGAAUCUGAAACCUCUGGAUUUCAUGGAGAAUAUCAGUUGACGAAGCAUGAAUAUUCCAAUUUGGGGCAUGGAAAGUUCUCAGAAUGCAGAACUACAGAAUCAUCUGAUGAUGUAGAGAAGCAAGAGUUCGAGGAAGUUUCUCAUGAAGAUGGACCCUUGUUCUUUGAUACCAAAGAGUAUUUUACUGAAGCUGCAAUCGAUCAUGCAGAUAAUCUGAAAGAAAUUGAAAAUCAAUAUGGUAAUGUGGAAAAGAUGCAUGCUGAUGAAGGAGAUUGUGAUUCCAAAUAUCCUCAAAUUGAGAGACGGAAAAUGCUUCCUGAUCCAGUCGAAAAAGAGAAAGGGGUUAGCCUUUGGUCUAUGAUAAAAGACAAUGUGGGAAAGGAUCUCACACGAGUAUGUCUCCCUGUUUACUUCAAUGAACCAAUAUCAUCCCUUCAGAAAUGUUUUGAGGACCUAGAAUAUUCUUAUCUUUUGGACCGAGCAUACAAGUAUGGAAAAGAAGGUAACAGUAUCCAGAGAAUUCUUAAUGUUGCUGCAUUUGCUGUCUCCGGGUAUGCUUCCUCUGAAGGCCGACAUUGUAAGCCCUUCAAUCCAUUGCUAGGGGAAACUUAUGAAGCAGACUAUCCUGACAAAGGACUUCGUUUCUUCUCCGAGAAGGUUAGUCAUCACCCAACCCUUAUUGCCUGUCAUUGUGAAGGCCGAGGAUGGAAAUUCUGGGGUGACAGUAACCUCCGCACAAAGUUUUGGGGGCGUUCAAUUCAGCUCAACCCUGUUGGAGUUCUGACCGUAGAGUUUGAUGAUGGUGAAGUAUUUCAGUGGAGCAAGGUAACAACUAGUAUUUAUAACCUUAUCCUUGGUAAAAUAUAUUGCGAUCACCAUGGCUUGAUGCACAUUCAAGGGAAUCGCCAGUAUUCAUGCCAACUCAAAUUCAAAGAGCAAUCUAUUCUUGACCGGAACCCUCACCAGGUCCACGGGUUUGUUGAAGACCUUUCGAGUAGAAAAGUCGCAACAUUAUUUGGAAAAUGGGAUGUCAGCAUGUAUUACAUCAACGGUGAUAAAAGCCUCCUUGCAUGUUGUCUUUUCCGUCUUGCUUAUAUUAUUGCUUGA
Hibiscus syriacus is the source of this 1934-nucleotide messenger RNA. RefSeq names its product oxysterol-binding protein-related protein 2A-like. Gene Ontology annotation, cellular component: intracellular membrane-bounded organelle; membrane; cytosol. Lineage: Eukaryota; Viridiplantae; Streptophyta; Magnoliopsida; Malvales; Malvaceae. The coding region runs from base 42 to 1934 and encodes 630 amino acids. Gene Ontology annotation, molecular function: sterol binding. The transcript has 9 exons. The record is from RefSeq and is a predicted model, not a curated record.